AUGAUUUAAGUAAAAGAACAUCUACCCCAAGAAUGGUUCGAUUUUAUCGAAUAAAUCAAAAUUUUGAAUCCAAUUGACUAUCAAACAAUCAAAUAAUUUGUAAAAGUUCGAUUCAGCCAAUUUCCUUCUGAUUAAUAAAUGAGAGAGUAUUACGAAGAAGUUUUUUCAAAGUAUUGCUAUCAUUCUACUAUAAUUAGAUCGACUAAUGAUUCCAAUAGAAAGAAGUGGCAUCAAUAAGACAAAAAUUUGCUUAUUUGGUGCAUGACUAAAUACUUAAUGUCUUAGAAUAGAUCUGACCUUAUUCCUGUAAUAGUUUUUAUUUAUCGUUAGAAUGAUAGAGAUUGGGAGUAUAUAUCAAAAAUACUGUGUGUAGAUAAGUAAUUGAUUGAAUUAAAAUGGAUAUCCUUGCUUCAUUCCAAUCUAAAAAUCUCGACAUGGACCAAAGAAGAGGAUCAAAUUUUGACAGAUAUUGCAAGGUAAGAUUUUUAUAUAUUUAAGUUAAUAUUAUUCAAAAAAUAAUUGGACAGAAUUAACCAUUAAGUUUAAUUAAUUGUCCUAGACUUAGAGAUAUCCUAAAUAAAUUAGAGAGAGAUGGAAUAAUGUGUUGAAUCCAAAUAUUUCUAAGUAAACUUGGAAUAAAGAAGAGAAAAUUAAACUCAUUUAAUUGAUUUUAGAUUAGGGUAAAAAAUGGUCUAAAAUUCAGAAUUUAAUGAAUAAUAGAAGUGAAAAUUAAAUCAAAAAUCAAUAUAAUGGAAUCAUUAGAAAUUUAAAAAGAUUUAAUGUAAUAUUUUGUUCUUUAAAUUAAGGUUUAAUAAACUGAAGAAAGAUCCUUACUCAAAGCAAUUAUUGAGAAUCCAGAUCAAAAACUAAGUUUGACAGUUACUUAAUUUAUGUCUGAUUUCUUGGCCAGAAAAGAAGCAUCAAAAAGAAUAGAUACACCAUUGUUAAAUAAUAGAAAAGUUGAAGGUUCAAGCGUUAACAAAACUAAAGUUGAAUUAUUCCCUCUUGACAAUCUCAUUAGUGUUUCAAGUAAUAUCAUUUAUUUAUUAUAGAUAUAUCAUAAAUUGAAAAAUCUAAAAUAAGUCAGGAAUCUUAAUAUCAAAUGCCUUAGACUCCAAAUUUAUUUCAUCAGUAAAAUUGUAAUCUCUCCAUACCUUAAAUAUAACCACAAUAAAUUUAUUAUAGAAAUUAAUAUACUAUGUCCAGUUUACCUAAUACCUAUAUGAAUUAUGCUCCAACUAAUUAGGUUUAUCCAAAUUAUUAUUAAUUUCCUAUGAAUUUAGGAUUUUAAUAAUAUCAAGGAUAUUUCUGAA
Paramecium pentaurelia is the source of this 1313-nucleotide messenger RNA. NCBI's taxonomy places the organism in Eukaryota, Ciliophora, Oligohymenophorea, Peniculida, Parameciidae. The record is from the annotation of a GenBank genome assembly.